AUGUUUGAUUCUGACUCCGUAGUCAAUAUACAAGAGACAAAACGUGUGAAACCACUCUGUUCAGAGGAGGUAUUAAGAGUAAUCGCACUAUUAGAAGAUCCUCCAUCAGAUCUGUCUGAUGAUUUACUCCAUCCUCGUAUAUUUGCUUUGGAACAACAUUCUGAUGAUAACUCAGAGCCAGAACAAGCAUCAGACUCUGAGUGGGAAGAUGAAAUCGAAACACUCUGUGAACCAGCAGUACCUCAACCAGCAGUCCCCACAGAUACCAACAAGCCAUCACAAGCUUCGAAACAUCCAAAGAAUUUUCCAGACUGGAAAAUCUUAGAGGAUCAUCUUUGUUAUAGAAGACCCGAUCCCCUUAAAGAGAUCCUGGGCGACGAGGAUGAGUGGAAAAGGGUACUGAGAGACCACGAAGUACCUGAAACACUAAAAAGAAAUCACGAGGAACCAGAUGCGGGACAUCUUGGUCGUGAUAAAAUGUACGAGCGCAUUAAAAUCAAUUUUUACUGGCCAGGCAUGUCGAAGGAUGUUGAAGACUUCGUACAAGCCUGUGAAACCUGUAAACAGGUUAAAUAUAAACAAACUUCCUCGAAAGCUCCACUUCAAACGAGACAACCGAUUAAACCUUGGGCGGUCUCUGUCGGUGACAAAGUCUAUUAUCCUAAUCGAAAGCUGAGUAAUAUAGCGGCGGGGUACAGCGCGAGUCUUGGGGUUAAAUAUUUAGGGCCUGCGUUAAUUUCUAAGAUAAUUAGUCCAUUAGUCGUAGAAUUGAAAAAUGAACGCGGUAAACUAUUAGGCCAACAUUACAUACCCGACUUGAAGCUGCCGCGUCGUAGUGAUCGAUUAGCGAAUAAAAAUUAA
Messenger RNA from Cotesia congregata, 861 nucleotides. The record is from the annotation of a GenBank genome assembly. NCBI's taxonomy places the organism in Eukaryota, Metazoa, Arthropoda, Insecta, Hymenoptera, Braconidae.